Molecule: messenger RNA, 1116 nt
Organism: Alternaria arbusti
Lineage: Eukaryota; Fungi; Ascomycota; Dothideomycetes; Pleosporales; Pleosporaceae
Exons: 2
Coding region: 1-1116 (371 amino acids)
Biological process (GO): chitin catabolic process; carbohydrate metabolic process
Cellular component (GO): extracellular region
Molecular function (GO): chitin binding; chitinase activity
Source: RefSeq, a predicted model, not a curated record
AUGGUUAUUAGGCAACACAACGUGGUGCCGGAGCGGGAUCUGGUGUCAAACAUUACUGAUGUGGCCCUCGCCUUCAUGCGAUCUGAUACCUUCAACAACCCAGAGCAAGAUGAAUGGCCGCUCUUUACCACUAUUGAAGACGUUCGGCCCAAGUUUGCUGAUGGCACGAUCAUCCAAGUUGCGAUUGGCGGAUGGGGUGACACAGAUGGCUUCUCGGCAGCGGCCAGAACAGAGGAAAGCCGGAAGCUAUUCGCUAGCAACGUCAAAGCCAUGCUCGACGCGACCGGUGCUGACGGCAUCGACAUGGAUUGGGAAUACCCAGGCGGCAACGGCGAAGACUACAAAACACCUGGCCAUCUCAACUCCAAUAAAGCUUGGGAGAUAGUUGCUUACCCCAAGCUACUAGCGGAAAUCCGCUCAGCAGUAGGGCCUGAUAAGACCAUCUCAGCAGCCGUUCCCGGUCUACCACGCGACAUGCUAGCCUUCACACCUUCCACGAUCCCCGCCAUCAUGGAAUCAGUCGAUUACCUGAGCAUUAUGACAUACGACAUGUUCAACCGUCGCGAUAACGUAACGAAGCACCACACUGGCAUUCAGAACUCGCUCGAAGUCAUCGAUGCAUACCUCGACGCCGGCGUACCGCCUGAGAAGGCGAACUUGGGACUGGCAUUCUACAUCAAAUGGUACAAGACCGCUGCGAAUGCGACAUGCAGUAUCAACCCCAUCGGCUGCGCGACAGAACUUAUGGAAGACCCCGUUACAGGCGCCGACCUGGGUAAAGCUGGCGCAUUCUCAUGGCACGAUUCCGUUCCCGAAGAACUGUCCGCAUCAUAUGAGCGUGCGAUGGAGAAGGGCGUGUAUGAUGAUGUUGGCGGUGGACAGUACUACUGGGAUGCUGAUGAGAACUUGUUCUGGACCUGGGAUACGCCUGAGGCUAUUAAGCGAAAGAUGCAGAUCAUCAUGAAGGAUAAGGGGCUUGGUGGUGUGUUCGCAUGGGGAUUGGGAGAAGAUGCACCAAAGUUCGAGCAUUUGAAGGCAAGUAAUGAGGCGGUGGCGGCGUUGGACGGAUGCAAGAAAGGGCGCAGAGAGACGUCUGGUGAGAGAAGUGAGCUUUAG